Molecule: messenger RNA, 679 nt
Organism: Dimorphilus gyrociliatus
Lineage: Eukaryota; Metazoa; Annelida; Polychaeta; Dinophilidae
Source: the annotation of a GenBank genome assembly
AAUGGUAAUUAUAAUAUCUGGAACCGAAAAUGUUUAUGUAACACUGGAUUUUAUGGAAAAUUUUGUCAAAAUGACGCAUUUUCGAUGUUUGUGUGUAGGGGGUUUCAGUGGAACAACUUGUGCAAUUAAUAAUGGAAUUCAAAUCUCCGAUGAACUAACACAUUCAAAUACUCUUCAAUUUGGAGAUUGGAAAGGUUAUAAAUAUUGUUCUCACGGUUAUUUCGUCAACGGUAUACAACUUCGAGUUGAUCCUGCUGGUGGAGACGAUACCGCAUUGAACAAUGUUCGAUUAGAAUGUAAGAGGCCUUACGAUAAUACUACUGGUACAAGUGUUAAAUCUGGUACUGCUCAAGAUGGAGUCUGGUAUGGUACAAGCUAUUGUCCUGAUGGAAUGUACAUGGUAGCCUUUGUAGUAAGACUACUUCCGUAUAAAGGACCUUUCAGCGACGAUUAUGGCGCUACUGAUUUCAAAUUCAGGUGUAGAAGCUAUCUGAACCCUCACGAAGCAACUAUUGAUUUACAUCCACCUGGGGGACUUACCAAGGGAGAUUGGGGAUCUUGGUCAUCGUCUUGCAAUGCAAAUUCGGCAGUUUGCGGUGUAGAAUCAAAAAUUGAAAUCUCUUCGUCACUUGACAAGACUGGCUUGAAUGUUGUACGUUUUAAAUGCUGUAGUUAUUGA